Penaeus indicus is the source of this 1111-nucleotide messenger RNA. RefSeq names its product dehydrogenase/reductase SDR family member 11-like. The transcript has 7 exons. Gene Ontology annotation, molecular function: oxidoreductase activity. NCBI's taxonomy places the organism in Eukaryota, Metazoa, Arthropoda, Malacostraca, Decapoda, Penaeidae. Bases 173 to 928 code for a protein of 251 amino acids. The record is from RefSeq and is a predicted model, not a curated record.
UUCCAGCAAUAUAGCCCGCGGGGAGUGUGUUAAAAGGGGGUAGGGACCGCACGCCCACCUCUCUCAGCGUUGCACGGGAGAGUCAUCGUUACACACAAGGUCCUGCUCUCCUGAUAUAAUAGCUGCUGCAGACGGGUUUCUAUCGAGAUACUUAUAAAAGAAGAUAACUACCAUGGAGCGUUGGGUUGGCCGUGUUGCUCUGGUGACUGGAGCAAGUGUAGGGAUUGGUGCUGCCAUUUGCCGAAGCCUUGUUGGUGCCGGCAUGAAAGUGGUGGGAGCAGCACGCAAUGUGGAGAAGAUCCAGGCUCUUUCGAAUGAGCUGUCGGGAAUGCCAGGAAGUCUGACAGCCGUGAAGUGUGACUUGACCAAAGAUUCAGAUAUCAUGAAUCUUUUCACCAGCAUUAAACAGCAGUUUGGUGGAGUUGAUGUCUGUAUCAACAAUGCUGGGCUUUCACAUAGCCAUAGUCUUCUUGAUGGCACAACUGAGGAAUGGCGAGAGAUGUUGGACGUGAAUGUGGUAGCACUCUGUCUCUGCACACGAGAGGCUGUAGCUUCCAUGAAGGAGAGAAAGGUGGAUGAUGGACAGAUCAUUCACAUUAGCAGUAUGUCAGGACACAGAGUAACAGCAACUCCAGGAGUCCACUUCUAUACUGCCACAAAAUAUGCUGUCACUGCUUUGCUGGAAGGUUUGCGAAUGGAACUAAGAGCAGCAAAUUCCCACAUUAGAGUUGCAGCUGUCAGCCCAGGAAUGGUUGAGACAGAAUUUGCUCCGAGGAUGCAAAAGAGUGAAGCUGCUCGUGAGAUAUACAAAACCAUGGAGUGUUUGCAGCCAGAAGACGUUGCAUCUUCAGUGGUACACAUAUUGUCUGCUCCUCCUCAUGUCCAGAUUCAUGAUAUCCUGUUACGACCCACAGAGCAAGUUUCAUAACCAACCUCUGAAUACAAAACAGAGACAUGCUCAGGUUUACAAAAAAUGAAAACCAGUAUUAGGGUGUGUUUAACUACAACUGGACAGUUGUUAGAACUGUUUUGUAUUUUGCCAAGAGCAAUUUUAGUUUUAGCUAUUAUACUGUAAUAGUGUAAUGCUAGUAAAUUUAUAUUAAAAAAAAAA